Drosophila teissieri is the source of this 4725-nucleotide messenger RNA. RefSeq names its product transport and Golgi organization protein 1 (gene Tango1). The transcript has 7 exons. The record is from RefSeq and is a predicted model, not a curated record. Gene Ontology annotation, biological process: protein secretion; vesicle cargo loading; endoplasmic reticulum to Golgi vesicle-mediated transport. Bases 135 to 4481 code for a protein of 1448 amino acids. NCBI's taxonomy places the organism in Eukaryota, Metazoa, Arthropoda, Insecta, Diptera, Drosophilidae. Gene Ontology annotation, molecular function: protein binding. Gene Ontology annotation, cellular component: endoplasmic reticulum exit site; endoplasmic reticulum membrane.
GGCGCAACUAGUACGGUCACACCAAUGAAAAGCCAACUCAGCUGAAAGUGAACCCAUUUUUAUACACAAAAAUUAAUAGCUGCAGCGAAAUAAUUUGAUUUCACACGACCACUGCGCCCCAAAAACAAUGCAAAAUGCGGCUGGCCAACAAGAAAGCAACAAUGCAGCCCCAGCUGAGUGACUUGGCCCUGUUCGUGGGCCUGCUGAUCUGCUGCCUUUCAACUUUGACGUGGGCUGCAACUCUCUCCGACAAGCGACUGUGCGCCGACCCGAAAUGUGAACAAAUUAUCUCAACGGGCAUUGCCAAAAUCAGCUAUGCCACCGGCGGCGAGGGGCUGAUAUCCUUUAAAAUCAACUCUCCCAUUCGCGUCCUGUCAAAAAGCGCCGGGUCCAAUAGACAGCUGUGGGGUGUGGACAUCAAUGGGCGGCGCGGCUAUGCCAAUAAGGACUUCAUCAUGGAGAAGAAGGUCCUGGUCAAGGACAAGGACCUGUUGUUCGAAGUGCCAGUGGUGGGACCUGGCAGUCCCGUGAAGCCAGUGGAGACACCAGUUCAGCCCGUGGAUACACCAGUUCAGCCCGUGGUGACACCAGAUCAGCCCGUUGAAACGACAGUGCAGCCCGUUCUUAACGCCUCUGAGUCAACCGAUGACCUGGCAACGACCACAACGUCACCACUUCAGGUUGCCGUUGAUUCAAUAGUGGUUGAGCACGACAAGCUGCAGGAUCAGCAGGUUCCUGAUCCUACGACGGCUUCCAAAGCCCAAGUGCAGGUUAUUGAAGGCACCGAGCUUCCCCUGGAGGCCAUUCCAGCUGUAACGGAAAGUGCCAUUGUUCCAGGAAAGACAGAAGACCCCCAAGAAGCUACGAAAUCGGACUCGGCAGUUGUUGACACGAAAGAGCCACAGGCAUCAACUUCUGAGCCCAUUACAUCGCAGGAAGGGCCAAAAGCACAGGAACCCGCGAAAGAAGCUGAGAAACCUCCCCCACUGCCUCAGGCCAUCAACGCUGAACUCGAAGACUCAGAUGAUUUCGAUUACGGGGAUGACGAGACAGACGAAGACGACCACGACGACGAUGACGACUCCAAACAAGGUAGUCAAGAUAACAAAUCGAUCACAGAGAUAGCAAACGAUAAGAAAUCAAUUAACGAAUCGAUUGAACUAAACCCUCUUAUGGUCGAGCAACUGAACACAACUGAUAAAUUGGAGGAUGCAAAGGAUGAGACUAAAGAAAAACAGGCAACAGUGGAGGACUCUAAGCAGGAAGCCUCUCUUUUACCCACAGAGGCGUUAAAGUCACCAGAACCUUUGCCGAUCGAGGGGAUCACCGAAAAGGUGGUUGAGCCCCCGCAAACGAUUGUUGAGCAUAAAGUGAAUGAAGCUUCAGUUUCAGAUGAAAUCCAAGCUGAGUCUGAAAAAGAUAACGCUACCGAACCUAUUGUUGCUCAAUCUGAUGAGGAAAUAAAAGCGCCAUAUGAGUCAGUAAUCAGCUCAACGGCUCCUGUCGUAGAAGAGGCACCACUAAAAGCGGAGUCUGUUGGCCUGCCGCCUCUCUUUGAAAAGAAGAACUUUGAGAACCCCAAUGAUUACUAUAAGCAAUUACAGGAACAACAGGAAAAAGAAAGAUUAUUUGUAGAGGCGGAGCAGCAAAAGAGGUUACAAGAGGAAGCGGAGCAGCAGAAGAAGUUACAAGAGGAAGCAGAACUGGAUAAAAGGAUACUCGAAGAAAAGAGGUUACAAGAGGAAGCGGAGCAACAGAAGAGGUUACAAGAGGAAACGGAGCAACAGAAGAGGUUACAAGAGGAAGCGGAGCAGCAGAAGAGGUUACAAGAGGAAGCGGAGCAGCAGAAGCUUUUACAAGAGAAAGCAGAGCUGGAUAAAAGGUUACUCGAAGAAGCUGAGCAACAGAAGAGGUUACACGAAGAAUCAGAGCAGCUGCAGCGAUCAAGUGAGGAAGCGCAGGCACAACCGAGCGUUCAGGAUGCCAACGUGCAGCAGCUUAAUGAUUCUGUAGAUGCACAGUCCAACGAAAUCGUUGAUAACACCAAUGAACAGAAUCCAAAACAAUUUCAGCAGCACCAUCAUCACCCAGAAAGUGCCUUUAAUUACCCAUCAACUGCAUCACAUACUACUCCAACGCCUGACACUGAAUCACCGUACGCAUCAAUCCAAGAGGAAAGCACAGAAGCACCCCAAACAGAUAACCAUCGUCAGGGAGUUGGUUCCGUGGAGCCAGUAGCUCUGCCUGCGACGGCUAGCCCCGUAUCGGAAGUACCCGUCAAGGAGGACGCCGCAGGCUUCGGUCUCUUUGCCACGAUUGUCGACACCGUAAACAAUUUUAUUGGAAAGGAUCCUCAGAGUGCCUCAGCAGAUAGCAGCGAUGAACUGCAGAGAAUUCUCUAUCCAGGAAAGCCGGAGGUGCCAUCUUCUCAAAAGAAGGCGGAAGAUACUGCUCCAGCCGAUGUGGAUGGAUAUUGUGCCCGGUAUCAAGCCCAAGAUGAGCACUGUCAUCGCUCAAUAUCCCUUGAUAAUUUUGUUGAAGUAAUGGCCGGCAAGCUGGUUGAGCACAGCCAACUUUUACUCUGCGUUAUUAUUGCGGCGACUUCUUCCUUGUUCUUUAUGUUUGCAUACUACUGCUUCUGCAACAGUAGUCAGGAGGGAGCACUUCUUUCGAAGCUGAACCAUUUGGAACGCAGUCUGUUGGCCUCCCACAAGGAGAAUCUGAUUAUCAAGCACGACCUGAUGACAACGCGAACAAAGUUGGCCAGCAUUGAGGACAACUCCUUUGGCUCAAACGACAUGGUGGCCGAUCUCAAAAAGCAGCUCGAAUCAGAGCUAUACGAGAAGGCCAAACUGCAGGAGCAGGUUGGCUCACUAGAAAGGGAUCUGGAUAACGCGGCUGAGGCUGGCCUGGAGCUCAACAAAAUGCUGUCCGAAGUCCUGAACGGCCAGAAUGGGGAUGAGGCUUUCAUGAGCACCGUCGACGAACUGCAGCGACAGCUUAAUGAUCAAGAAAAGAUCAUCAUUGAAAUCAACACAAGUCUGGCCGAGAAAAGUAGAGAGAACAGCGAACUGCAGUAUUCCUUUACGGAGGCCACUACACGCCUUUCCAGCGAGCUGAAGACGCUACAAGAGGACAACUACGAGUUGGAGAUAGAAAAGUCUAAGUUGGAAACUCGACUUCAGGAAAUUCAGGCUGAAACGGAAACGGAGUUGGCCAAGGCACUGGAAGCAAGGAAUUAUGAAAUGCAAAGGCUGCAGAAUCAGAUUGUUGAGCUGACUGCAAAGUGGGAGCGGGAGCAUGGCGAUCUGCAAACCAGUCUAGCAAAGAUCGAAGCUCUCGAAGAUUGCCUUAAGGCUGUGAAAAAGGAUGCCAACCUCAACGUCCAGGAGCUAAUCACCUCGGCCAAGACACGCGGUGAACUUAACGCGGUCCAUAAGAAGGUAGUCGAGUUACAGUCGAAAGUGGAGCAAGAAGUGGUCCACAAGCAGCGUCUGGAGAGCCAGUUACAGCAGUCAAAUCAAGAUGUCGAGCAGCUGAAGCAGGACUUCAACCAAUCAGAGCGCGAUAAGCUAGAAGCCCAGACGCGUCUUGAAGUCUUAUCUGGCUACUUUAGAGAGAAGGAGAACGAACUUAAGAAAGAACUUAGUCUGCAGGAGACCAAGUGGCUGCAGCACCAGGGAGAGAAUGCCAGCACAGUGGAGAUCCAGACGCUGAUGAAGAACGAAAUCCAAACUCUGAAAUCUCAGAAUGACGAGCUGCGUGCCGAGAUUGAGGCCCAGAUAGCCUCCCACAAAGCUCAGAUGGGCACGCUGGAGAAUCGCGCUCAUGAGUCCUGGCUGGCGGCGCGCCAGUCAGAGCGCCGAUGCGAAGAAGCGUUGGCCGAAGCCGCCAGCCUGAGGCGCAAGCUGACCACGAUGGCCAGCGGAGGAGGAGGUGUAGGCGGAGAUCUAGGCGUAAUGGAGGCCAUCGCCGCCAAUGGAGCUUCUGUGCUGGGGGCGGAACUGAAAACGGCACCAUCGCCGCUCCCCUUGCCGGGUUCACCACUACUAAACAUGCCAAAUCCACUGCCAUUCCUGGCGGCACCCUUCUCACCCUUCAUAGGUCUGCCGCCGCCAUUCCUGCCGCCAACUGGAGCGGGAGGGGCACGCCCCCCGCCACUGGGACGCAUGCGCUCCCCGCCGCCAUCGAGCCGCGGCGAUCGGGAUCGAGAGCGAUACUCAGACUACAGCGAUUACGAUGACUACGACGACGAUGAGGAGGACGACCGCGGCAUGGACCGUCGUCGAAGGCACAGCGGCAGCUGGGGUCGCCGGCAUCGAGGCUCCUACAGCCACUCGCCGCGCACAUAUCGCUCGCUGUCACCGUCGGACAGUCGGUACAACUACAACGACACGGAGACUGACUUCAGUCCACCACCAAGUCCGCCGCCCGUUUCUUCGGGACGCAGCGCGACAUCGCGACCCUACAGCGAGGUAUGAGCGAAUGGGUGUUCCCGUGCAACCAAGUCCUACCAAGUAUAUUAGACUCAAAACUAGUUCAAAUAUAUUUAUUAAUCAACGAUUAUCGAACGGUCGGAUCGGGGCGGGUCGGGACGGCCUCUUAAACCGAUUCCCCAAAACAGGGAUCUCAGGAGAAUUCAUCAACAACUAAGAAAACUCCUGUCUCAACGGUGAAUGAUAUCCAAGAAAAUUGAAACAAAUUAAACACAAUGACAAACACCAA